Gekko japonicus is the source of this 521-nucleotide messenger RNA. RefSeq names its product chromosome unknown open reading frame, human C15orf61. Bases 66 to 521 code for a protein of 151 amino acids. NCBI's taxonomy places the organism in Eukaryota, Metazoa, Chordata, Lepidosauria, Squamata, Gekkonidae. The record is from RefSeq and is a predicted model, not a curated record. The transcript is spliced from 2 exons.
CGCGCAGACGCAGUGCAGCGGUCGGGACGGCGCGGAGGCCUCCUCUGCGCGUGCGCGCUAGAGGCAUGGUCCCCUUGAAGAAGCUGCACGAGGCGUUCCUCCGGUUGGCCCUCCUGCCCGCGGGGGGCACCACCAGGCCCAAGGCCUCCGAAGUGCUGAGCCUGCACCUGCUGCAGAGGGGCCUGCCCCACUGGACCUCCUUCUGCGUCAAGUACAGCGCCGUGCGCAACGACCAGUUUGGGCUCUCCAACUUCAACUGGGAGGUGAAAGGGACGAACUACCACAUCCUACGGACGGGCUGCUUCCCCUUCAUCAAGUACCACUGCUCCCGAGCCUCUCGCCAAGACCUGGCGAUGCAGAACCGCUUCUUUACGACUCUUAAAAUAAUAAACUUGGGUGAGCCUCGCUGUGGAAAGGAUCCCUCCCGUGCCGAGGGGGUUCAUGUGAUGGGGCUUCCGGGUGCUACUAGAGUGCACCAGUCAUUUCAGUUUAGAAGGCCUCAAACGUCUUUCAGCUUCUGA